This is a messenger RNA of Aplosporella prunicola CBS 121167, 1698 nucleotides long. RefSeq lists its product as uncharacterized. The transcript has 5 exons. The record is from RefSeq and is a predicted model, not a curated record. Gene Ontology annotation, molecular function: transmembrane transporter activity. The coding region runs from base 1 to 1698 and encodes 565 amino acids. Gene Ontology annotation, biological process: transmembrane transport. NCBI's taxonomy places the organism in Eukaryota, Fungi, Ascomycota, Dothideomycetes, Botryosphaeriales, Aplosporellaceae.
AUGGCGGGCCCACCGCCCACCUUUCCAACUUCCGGCUUCAACCUCCAGAAGCUUGAUAAUUCGAAGCUGGAGCUCGCGUUCGAAGAAGGACAUGAUGCCGACAUCCCCUCCAACACAGGUGUCUAUGAUCCCAAUGAGCUGCAUGGCACCGCUUCCCAUCAUGCCAAAGCAAAAACAACGCUAUUCCACCAUGCAGAGCACGAUAUAGAAAGAGACGCAGAAAAAGGUCCCAGCGGCACUCCAAGCAAUGCGCCCAGCGAGCCACCAGAAGAAAAUGGCGAGAAAGAGCAGCAAGAAGACGACCCAAACAUCGUAUGGUGGGAGAACGACCGCGAUCCGCAGAAUCCGAUGAAUUGGAGCGAGAGCAAGAAAUGGGCGAACAUCGGGCUGCUCUCCUUCGUCACAUUCGUCACACCCCUCGCGUCCUCCAUGUUCGCGCCCGGCGUCCCGAAAGUCCUCGCCGAGUUCCACACAAGCAACACGGAGCUCGCCGCCUUCGUCGUCAGCGUGUACAUCCUGGGCUUCGCGCUGGGCCCGCUGAUCGUGGCGCCGCUGAGCGAGACGUACGGCCGGCUGCCGCUCUACAACGGCUGCAACGUCGGCUUCCUGGUGUUUACGAUUGCGUGCGCCGUCAGUGACUCGAUGGGCAUGCUGAUCGGGUUCCGCUUCCUGGCGGGCUGCUUUGGGUCCGCGUGCUUGAGCAUUGGCGGCGGCACCAUUGCCGACCUUAUGCCUCAGGAACGGAGGGGUGGCGCUAUUGCUAUCUGGGCUAUGGGGCCGCUGCUGGGCCCGGUUGUGGGACCUGUGGCUGGUGGGUUUUUGGUCCAGGCGAAGGGCUGGCGCUGGGUGUUUUGGCUGAUUGCAAUCAUCGCCGGCGCCGCGACCAUCGCCUGCGCCAUCUUCAUGCGCGAAACGUACGCACCCGUCAUCCUCGCGCGCAAAACCGCCCGCCUGCGUGCCAGCACCGGUAACGCGCAACUGCACAGCAAACUCGAUGCCGGGAUUGGCGGGCGCGCCCUCUUUAUGCUCAGCAUCGUGCGCCCGACUAAGAUGUUGUUUCUCAGCCCUAUCGUGGCAGCCAUGUCGCUGUACACGGCCGUCGUGUACGGGGUGCUCUACCUCCUCUUCACGACCUUCACGUUCGUCUUCGAGCAGCAGUACGGCUUCAGCAGCGGGACAGUCGGGCUGACGUACAUUGCCAUCGGGAUUGGGAUGCUAGCGGGGCUGCUGGUGGUCGGGGUUGCGAGCGACCGGCUCGUGAGGGCCGAGAAGGCGCGCGGCCGCGCCAUGAAGCCCGAACACCGCAUCCCGCCCAAGCUGGUCCUGCUGCCCUCGGUGUGCAUCCCUGCGGGCUUGUUCGUCUAUGGCUGGACCGCAGAGACGCGCCAGCAUUGGAUCGUCCCGCUCGUGGGGACCCUGGUGCUCGGGUUUGGGCUGCUGGCUUGUAAUAUGACAAUCCAAACGUACCUAAUCGACGCCUUCGCGACGCACGCCGCCAGCGCCAUCGCCGCAAACGCCGUCCUGCGCUCCCUCUUCGGCGCGCUGCUCCCGCUGGCCGGUCUGCGCAUGUACGACGCGCUCGGGCUGGGCUGGGGCAACUCGCUGCUGGCGUUUGUGGCGCUUGCGCUCGUGCCCGUCCCGCUUGUGUUUUGGCGCUAUGGCGAGAGGGUUAGGGAGAGGUUUGUUGUGCGGUUGUAG